Messenger RNA from Phoenix dactylifera (date palm), 2108 nucleotides. RefSeq names its product U3 snoRNP-associated protein-like EMB2271. The record is from RefSeq and is a predicted model, not a curated record. Gene Ontology annotation, molecular function: protein binding; U3 snoRNA binding. NCBI's taxonomy places the organism in Eukaryota, Viridiplantae, Streptophyta, Magnoliopsida, Arecales, Arecaceae. Gene Ontology annotation, cellular component: small-subunit processome.
UUAGACCGGGGGUUGACCGCCCACCGCUCUAUGUUGUCUGAAGAAACCCUCGAUCUCCCCUGUGCCGCUUCACUUGCGAAGCACCCGGUCCCUCGCCAGUCUCCCACAAAACCCUCAUAGAAACCUUAAACCCUAAACCCUAACCCUAACUCUGGCCGUCGAUAGCAUUCGGAUCCUGACCUCCAGCGUUUCAUGAAGAACCGGGGCCGCAAGAAGCCCUCGCGCUCUAGGGGCGGCAAGAAGGACCCCCGGUCCUUCGGCGACGACGACGACCCCUUCUUCGAGUCCGAUGCCAAGCGGCGGCGCAAGGGCCGUGCCGAAGACGACGACGAUGUCCUGGGGGGCCUGGAGAGCGACGACGAGCUGGCCGACGAUGUGGGAGAGGAGGAGGAGCCGGCGGAGCCCGAGGAGACCGCGGACGAGAAGAGGGUCAGAGUGGCGAGGGAGCAUUUGGAGAGGAUUCGAGCUAUAGCGAGGAAGGUGGAGGAGGAGGAGGACGAGGAGGAGGGGCGGGAGGAGAGGGAGGGUAGAAGAGAUUCUUUGGUGGCGGACAUUCUCCAAAAGGGCCAGCUUGAGGAGAGUGGGCGGGUCAGGAGAUUUCUUGCUUCAAGGGUUCUAAGUCCAGAAACUCUCGAUGAGUUUAGAUUCCUAGUGAAGCACCGGCAAUCUGUUGCUACUGUAGCCUUGGCUGAGGAUGACUCGAGGGGGUUUUCAGCUUCCAAAGAUGGAGCCAUUCUGCACUGGGAUGUUGAAAACGGUAAAAAAGAGAAGUACUUGUGGCCCAGUGAGGAUGUACUGAUAUCACAUUAUGCAAAAGCUCCUCAAAAUCCUUCUACAAAGAGAAGUAAGCAUGUAUUGGCUUUGACUGUCAGUUCGGAUGGUCGGUAUUUGGCAAGUGGUGGAUUGGACCGCCAUGUCCAUUUAUGGGAUACUCGCACACGGGAACAUAUCCAGGCAUUCCAUGGUCAUAAAGGACCUGUUUCCUGCCUUACUUUUAGGCAGGGGACCUCCCAGCUUUUCUCUGGUUCCUUUGACCGAACGAUUAAGCUGUGGAAUGCAGAAGACAGGACUCACAUGGACAAUUUAUUUGGUCAUCAAAGUGAAAUACUGACAGUUGAUUGUCUCAGAAAAGAACGACUUUUGACUGUAGGGCGUGACCGGACUAUGCGGUUAUGGAAAGUUCCUGAGGAAUCACAAUUGAUCUUCCGGGCUCCUGCAUCAUCUUUGGAAUGCUGCUGCUUUAUUAAUGACAGUGAAUUUUUAUCUGGCUCGGAUGAUGGAAGUAUUGCACUUUGGAGCAUAUUGCGGAAAAAGCCUACACACAUAAUAAAAAAUGCUCAUGCUCCAUCUCCUAAUGAUCAUUUGUAUGAGAAAGUUAAGGAAAAGAUGCCUAAUGGGGGUAAUACAGAAAAUGGCAUUUGCAAAGCUGAAACCUAUUCUUCAGCCUGUUCGUGGGUUAGUUCUGUUGCGGUGUGUAGAGGUAGUGAUCUUGCUGCAACUGGAGCUGCUAAUGGUGUGGUCCGUUUGUGGGCUAUUGAAAAAGAUAACCAAGGAAUUCGGCCGUUAUUUAGUUAUCCCAUGGUUGGAUUUAUAAAUUCGCUUGCAUUUGCAAAAUCUGGACGCUUCUUGCUUGCUGGAGUUGGUCAGGAACCCCGUCUAGGAAGAUGGGAACGUGUUCCAGCAGCACGAAAUGGAGUUGCAAUACACUCCAUCAGGUUAAAGGAAGAGAGCACGCCAGUCUAUUAGUGACUUAAAUCAGUCCACAUCUUGACGACACAUUGAGGAAUUUCUCAUUUUUGCAAGUAGGAAGAAUUCCUAACAAGUUAGCAAAUCAUUGUGGUCAAAGCAUAAGUAUUGUACUGGUGCCUUGUCGUUGGAAAUUAUCUGUCUUUUUACUCCAUUGUAGAUUGAGUUUUUUCUCCACUCGUCAGCUCAGGCAUCAGAUGAGGCUACAACCAGCUUAUCUGCAUAUUUUAUUAUAGAAGCAUAAAUUUGUAUCACUUAUUCUUUUUCCAAGGAAGAAAUAUUUAUUUUCUAGUUGAAGUCUCCUUGUAUUCCAGGAACACAUAAUCUGAUUCAGUAAAUUUUGCAUAUCAUUCCAACAGUGA